AUGGUGUUGCCGCCCCCGGACAAACGCCAUGUGUGCCUGACCACCAUUGUCAUCAUGACCAGCAUGGCCUUCAUGGACGCCUACCUGGUGGAGCAGAACCAGGGCCCCAGGAAGAUCGGUGUAUGUAUCAUAGUGCUGGUAGGGGAUGUGUGUUUCCUCAUCGUGCUGCGCUACGUGGCAGUGUGGGUCGGCGCAGAGGUGCGCACGGCCCGACGAGGAUACGCCAUGAUCCUCUGGUUUCUGUACAUCUUUGUCCUGGAGAUCAAGCUCUAUUUUGUCUUCCAGAAUUGCAAGGCUGACAGAAAAAGUCUGGAGACAGUGGCCCGUAAAGCUUUGACAUUACUCUUAUCGGUGUGUGUGCCGGGUUUAUACUUGGUCCUGGUGGCCCUGGAUAGUAUGGAGUAUGUGAGAACAUUCCGGAAGAAGGAGGACAUGCGUGGCCGUCUGUUCUGGGUGGCUCUGGACUUGUUGGACCUGCUGGAUAUCCAGGCUAACCUGUGGGAGCCGCAGCGGACAGGCCUGCCGAUCUGGGCUGAGGGUCUUAUGUUCUUCUACUGCUACAUCCUGCUGCUCAUCCUACCCUGUGUAUCGCUCAGUGAAAUCAGCAUGCAGGGAGAGCACGUGUCGCCCCAGAAGAUGAUGUUGUACCCGGUGCUGAGCCUGGUCACCAUCAAUGUGGUCACCAUCCUCAUUCGCGGCGUCAACAUGGUGCUGUUCCAGGACAGCCGCGUUUCCACCAUCUUUGUGGGCAAGAAUGUGGUGGCCAUCGCCACCAAGGCCUCCACAUUCCUGGAGUACCGGAGACAAGUGAAGGAGUUCCCCCACCCGCAGAACGCCAUGGCGCUGGAGCUGCAGCAGAACUCCGUCAGCCACACGCAGCCACUGCCCAACGCCACCAGUUUGCCGCACGAACCCUCGCCAGCGCAGGACGUCAUCGACACAUGACUGCCAGCAGUGGACUCUCCAGCACCAGAAAUGGUGAUAACAAAGUGAACCUUAGACUCUCUCUCUCCAGACUGCUUCUGCAAAGGCUUCAGGAGUGGU
Molecule: messenger RNA, 1044 nt
Organism: Myripristis murdjan (pinecone soldierfish)
Lineage: Eukaryota; Metazoa; Chordata; Actinopteri; Holocentriformes; Holocentridae
Gene: tmem121ab
Product: transmembrane protein 121Ab
Exons: 1
Coding region: 1-945 (314 amino acids)
Source: RefSeq, a predicted model, not a curated record